This is a messenger RNA of Peronospora farinosa, 3894 nucleotides long. Lineage: Eukaryota; Oomycota; Peronosporomycetes; Peronosporales; Peronosporaceae. The record is from the annotation of a GenBank genome assembly.
AUGCGUGUAUUCCGCUUCGCUAUCGAUCGUGGUGGUACUUUCACCGACGUUUACGCCGAAAUGGAUGUGCUCAAUGCACAAGGAGACGUCGUAGACGUCCAUUCAAAGGUAAUCAAGUUAUUGUCGGAAGAUCCAGCGAAUUAUCCAGAUGCUCCUCGAGAGGGUAUCCGUCGUGUGUUAGAGACCAUGACAGGUGUCUUACAUCCACGUGAUCAGCCUGUGGACACCUCCAAGAUUCAAAGCAUUAGAAUGGGAACAACAGUAGCAACCAAUGCUCUGCUUGAAAGAGACGGAGAACGAAUGGUUCUUGUCACUACUAAGGGGUUCCAUGACUUACUGUACAUUGGCAAUCAGUCCCGUCCCAAGAUAUUUGACCUUGAGAUCCACAUGCCAGAUACACUAUACGAUUCGGUGAUUGAAGUGGAUGAACGUCUGCAGCUUAUAAGCAAUGAGAAGGACCGGUUACCAACGGAUGAGAAGGGGAUUAGUGGGGACUAUAUCCGAGUGAUCAAGGAUCUUGACGUCGAAGACCUUACAAAAAAACUCCAAACAGCACGUGAUGAUGGAGUGAAAAGUGUCGCAAUUGUGUUGCUACAUUCGUACACGUUCCCACGACAUGAAGAAAAGGUUCGCGACAUUGCUGUGAAGCUGGGUUUUACGCAGGUUUCGUUGUCUUCCAAGGUGAUGCCUAUGGUAAAGGCUGUUCCACGUGGAUUCACGACUUGUGCUGACGCUUACCUCACACCGGUGAUCAAGAAAUAUGUGGCGUCGUUUUGUGCUGGCUUUGGAGAAGGUUUGGAUCAAGUGAACAUUAGUUUUAUGCAGAGUGAUGGCGGUUUGGCGCGAAUGAAGCAUUUCCAUGGACACCGAGCGAUUCUAUCGGGUCCUGCUGGUGGUGUAGUGGGCUAUGCUCGCACGACACGACCACUUGAGUCGGGUAUUGAGUCUGUGCAACCCGCGGUUAUCGGUUUUGACAUGGGUGGCACGUCCACGGAUGUGUCCCGUUUUGACGGCAAGUUUGAACAUGUGCUUGAAAGCGUGACAGCCAACGUCACAGUGCGUGCGCCACAACUGGACAUUCAGACAGUGGCUGCUGGAGGUGGUUCGCGACUAUUUUACAAAAACGGACUCUUCCUGGUUGGCCCAGAGUCCGUGCGAGCGCACCCGGGUCCCGUGUGCUACCGGAAGAAUGGGUACCUUAGUGUUACCGACGCUAACCUUGUCACCGGACGCAUUCUGCCGGAAUUCUUUCCGAAGAUCUUUGGCGCAAACGAGGAUGAACCGCUAGAUGUGGCUGGAUCAAAGCAAGCGUUUGAAGAUCUUACGAAGAAGAUUAAUGCGUCGUCAGCUAAUAAUGGGGCAAAGUAUACGAUGGAAGAGGUGGCAUCGGGGUUUCUGCGCGUUGCAAACGAGGCAAUGUGCCGCCCUAUUCGAAACCUUACGCAAAACAAGGGAUAUGAUAUCAGUACACACAUUCUGGCAUGCUUUGGAGGCGCUGGACCGCAGCAUGCUUGCUCCAUCGCAAAGGCGUUGGGUAUGUCGAGAGUCUACAUCCACCGUUAUAGCGGUAUUCUAUCGGCAUAUGGCUUAAGCGUGGCAGAUAGCGUAGUGGACAAACAGCUACCCUCUUCAGCAGCAUACAAUGCAGACGCUAAACCCGCUUUGAUUCGCAGCUUAACGAAAAUUGCCGACGAAGCCGUGAAUGAGCUUGUUGAUGAUGGAUUUCAGCGCGAGGAUGUGCAAGUGCAGUACUUCCUCAAUAUGCGUUAUGACGGCACCGACAACGCUGUUAUGACACGCGGCCCGAUGGGUACUAAGGGUGAAUCCCCAGCAAUAACUGCGAACGCUCUCACCGAAUUCGAAUUUGAUAGCACUUUUGUGAAGAAGUAUCAGCGGGAAUUCGGCUUUGUUUUACAGAAUCGCGCCAUUCUUAUUGACGACGUUCGUGUGCGCGCUACAGUGUCGCCUGACCUAAGAGACGCUGCGCAGAGUGCUAUUGCCAACGCAGUAGAUGCUGUCGAGUCAUGUUCACCUCUCUCGAUGACGCCGUUUUACUUUGAAAAGGAAAAAGCUUGGAAGCAGAUUCCCGUCUACCUCCAUGAAGAUCUCCUUGAAAGGCGUGGUGCGAAGUAUAGCGGACCGGCCAUCAUUAUGCAAGGCACAGCUACAGUGGUUGUGGAGCCCGACUGGGAGGUGCAGAUCAUGCCUAGUGGCGAUCUCUUCUUAGUCAGCAGUGCAGAGGCUACGGGACAGAAGAAUGAUAGCCUUGCUUUGCGCUCUGAAGAUGUCCUGCUCGACCCCAUUCAGCUUUCAGUAUUCUCGCAUCGAUUCAUGGGUAUUGCUGAGCAGAUGGGCCGUACGUUGGCACGUACAUCGGUCUCCGUGAACAUCAAGGAGCGUCUGGAUUUCUCGUGCGCUUUGUUUGGACCCGAUGGAGGACUUGUAGCGAAUGCACCGCAUCUUCCUGUUCACCUCGGUGCUAUGCAGCAAGCUGUACGUCACCAACUCAAGUUUUGGGGUGACGAUCUUAGCGACGGAGACGUUUUAGUCUCGAACCAUCCGCAGCUGGCAGGGGGCUCGCAUCUACCAGACAUUACUGUUAUAACACCUGUUUUUGAUCAAACAAGUGGCAAAAUCGAGUUCUUUGUGGCUAGUCGUGGGCAUCACGCUGAUAUCGGUGGCAUUUCACCUGGAUCAAUGCCACCAUUAUCGAAGACGCUGUCCGAAGAAGGCGCGGCGAUUAUGGCUUUCAAGCUGGUUGACGGUAAGGUGGGCGAGUUCCGUGAGGAAGAGAUCACGGAUAUCCUUUUGCAAAAGGGACGUGUGGAUGAUCAGGGUCGACCUUGCAUCGGCACGCGCAAUUUGCGCGACAAUUUGUCCGACUUGCGUGCACAGGUGGCAGCUAAUCAACGCGGUGUGGUGCUGAUGCAGGAACUUUGUGCCGAAUAUUCGCUGUCCGUUGUUACCGCCUAUAUGAAAUUCAUCCAGCACGCAGCAGAGAUCGCGGUACGAAAUAUGCUGCAUGAAUUCUCGUUGCAGAAAAAGUUGCCUGAAGUUGGCGUGGUGCAUGCUGAAGACUUCAUGGAUGACGGCACGAAAAUUGCCCUAAAAAUUUCGAUUGAUCGCCGUUCCAAUUCUGCUGUGUUCGAUUUUGCUGGUACUGGACCAGAAGUUUAUGGAAACGUGAACACGCCUCCAGCAGUGACUUACUCUGCUAUCAUCUACUGUCUGCGCUGCUUGCUGCCUGGCGAAGAUCUUCCGCUCAAUCAAGGCUGUUUGACGCCUAUUGAGGUGCGCUUCCCAAGCGAGGGCAGCAUAUUGAACCCAAGCGCCAAUGCCGCUGUCGUCGGUGGAAACGUGCUUACUAGUCAACGUAUUACCGAUGUGAUUCUUAAGGCUUUUGGUACCUGUGCAGCUUCCCAAGGCUGCAUGAACAACCUCACAUUUGGUAGCGCUACAUUGGGUGGCUACUACGAGACGAUUGCUGGUGGUGCCGGUGCUGGUCCGUCUUGGAACGGCCGCAGUGGAAUCCAUACGCACAUGACUAACACGCGCAUCACGGACCCUGAAAUUCUGGAGAAGCGUUUUCCCGUUCUUCUGCGUGCCUUUCAUCUUCGCAAGGGAUCGGGUGGUGCUGGCAAGUUCCAUGGCGGCGACGGUGUGGUGCGACAGCUAGAGUUCCUCGAGGCCAUGACUGUUUCCAUCCUUUCGGAGCGACGUGCCUUCCAGCCCUAUGGUCUAGAGGGUGGCGAGCCCGGCGCUCGCGGCCUCAACUUGCUUUUACGCCAUGGUUGUACUGUCAACCUGGGCGGCAAAAACACGGUGGAUGUGCUGCCAGGUGAGGUCUUGACGCUGUACACGCCUGGUGGCGGUGGUUUUGGGGCUACCGAUUAA